AUGCCUCGCCUGGACCCACCAGAGGAUAAGACUAUCACCACGUUGUAUGUUGGUGGCCUGGGCGAUACCAUUACUGAGACUGAUCUAAGAAAUCACUUCUACCAGUUUGGGGAAAUCCGGACGAUCACUGUCGUGCAGAGACAGCAGUGUGCGUUCAUCCAGUUUGCCACGAGGCAGGCUGCAGAGGUGGCUGCAGAGAAGUCCUUUAAUAAGUUGAUUGUCAAUGGCCGCAGACUCAACGUGAAAUGGGGAAGGUCCCAAGCAGCCAGAGGAAAAGAAAAAGAGAAGGACGGAACCACAGACUCCGGAAUCAAGCUUGAGCCUGUUCCAGGACUGCCAGGAGCUCUCCCUCCUCCUCCUGCAGCAGAAGAAGAAGCGUCUGCCAACUACUUCAACCUCCCCCCCAGUGGGCCUCCAGCUGUAGUGAACAUCACGCUGCCCCCGCCUCCUGGUAUUGCCCCGCCCCCUCCCCCAGGUUUUGGGCCACACAUGUUCCACCCAAUGGGACCACUCCCUCCUUUCAUGAGGGCUCCAGGACCAAUCCACUAUCCUUCUCAGGACCCUCAGAGGAUGGGAGCUCAUGCCGGGAAACAUAGCAGUCCCUAG
Lutra lutra (Eurasian river otter) is the source of this 606-nucleotide messenger RNA. Its product is annotated as pre-mRNA-splicing factor RBM22-like. The transcript has a single exon. The record is from RefSeq and is a predicted model, not a curated record. Gene Ontology annotation, molecular function: pre-mRNA binding; U6 snRNA binding. The coding region runs from base 1 to 606 and encodes 201 amino acids. NCBI's taxonomy places the organism in Eukaryota, Metazoa, Chordata, Mammalia, Carnivora, Mustelidae. Gene Ontology annotation, cellular component: Prp19 complex; U2-type catalytic step 1 spliceosome; U2-type catalytic step 2 spliceosome.